AUGCUGAUGCUUUCCAAAAUUCAUGAUUUCAUUAAGGUGACUCCCGGCGAAGGGAUCGAGGAGGUCAACUACUUGCGUAACAAAGAUAUCAUUCCUAUGGGUCCAAAAAGAAGAAUUUGGGGUAUUUGGUCUCUAACCUUUUAUUGGUCCAUCACUAAUGUCACAAUUUCUACCUGGACUGGAGCCUCUUCUUUGCUUUCAUUAGGGCUUUCGGUCGGCGAAACAAUGGGGAUUAUUAUCAUUGGUAAUGUUAUUAUUUCUGCUUUAGCUCUUCUAAAUGCAGCACCAGGUGGUUACUACCAUAUUGGUUACACAAUUUCUCAAAGAGUUGUUUUUGGUAUUAGAGGCUCAACAAUUGGUAUUAUUAUCAGAAUAAUUUUGUCUGUCGUGUGGUUUGGCUCUCAAGCCUAUCUUGGUGCAUUAUGUUUGAAUUGUGUCUUUGCAUCUUGGAGUCAUAAAUUCUUAACAAUGUCCGAUACCAUUCCAAAAUCUGUGAACAUGACUACUCAAGAAUUAAUUGGCUUUGUCGUGUUUCAAAUCAUUUCUCUCCCUCCUCUACUUAUCAAGCCAGAGAGAUUCAAUAAACCUUUGAUGGUUACUUGUAUCCUUACUUUUUUCACCAUGAUGGGUAUGACUAUCUGGAUUGUGUCAAGAAAUGGCGGAAGUGAUGGUUCAUUGAUGCAUACUUCUACUUCCAUGAGCUCCUCUACUAGAGGAUGGUAUUGGAUUUUCGGUAUCAGUUCAUGGUAUGGUAGUCUUUCUGCCGGUGUCUCAAACCAAUCUGAUUUCACUAGAUUUUCAAAGAAAACUUGGUCAUCUUUUUGGGGCACCAUAUUUUCAUUAGUAGUCGUUGGUACAGUGAUUCCAUUGAUGGGUCUUGUUACUGCUUCUGCUUAUAAGGACAAGUAUGGUGAAGAAGUUUGGAUGCCAAAUCAAAUUAUCAUGAACUGGUUAAAAGACGAUUACAGUCCUAAAUCCAGAGCUGCCGCUUUUUUCGCGGGUUUAACAUUCACUUUAUCACAAAUCUGUUUCAACACCAUGGGUAAUGCAUAUGCGGGUGGUAUGGACUUGUCUGGUUUGCUUCCUAAAUAUUUCAACAUUACCCGUGGUACUAUUCUCACCGCUCUUUUAUCUUGGGUUGUCCAACCUUGGGACUUCUACAAUACUUCAUCCACUUUUGUCACUGUCAUGUCUUCUUUUUCUGUCUUCAUGUCACCGAUCGUUGGCAUAAUUAUCGCCGAUUUUUGGGUCGUUAGAAAAAAACAUCUUAAAUUGACUCAUUUGUACAGUGAUGAUGUGAAUGGUAAAUAUUGGUAUUGGAAUGGAAUAAACUAUAGAAAUUUGUUAAUUUGGGUUACCGCUUUUGCUCCUGCCCUUCCAGGUUUGAUUAACAAUGUCACACCAACAAUUAAAGUUAACGGAGGUAUCAAGAAAUUCUACUAUGGGAAUACCAUUUUUGAAUAUUGUAUUGCAUUCUUUUUAACCAUUGCUUCAUCAUAUAUUUGGCCAUAUGAAAAUAUUGAAGAAGAAGAUGCCUGUGAUUACUUUGACACAUUCACUGAAGAAGAAUGCCACAAGAAAAACAUAGUUCCUUACUCCCAAAUUACGGAAAGUGAUUUCCAAAUCGACCCAGUUGUUAGUAUGUUGUCAAGAGAGCAUGGUAUUGUCUUACCUGAAAAGGCUGAUGACUAA
This is a messenger RNA of Saccharomycopsis crataegensis, 1692 nucleotides long. RefSeq names its product nucleobase cation symporter-1 family protein. The record is from RefSeq and is a predicted model, not a curated record. Gene Ontology annotation, molecular function: nucleobase transmembrane transporter activity. The transcript has a single exon. Gene Ontology annotation, biological process: transmembrane transport; nucleobase transport. Gene Ontology annotation, cellular component: plasma membrane. NCBI's taxonomy places the organism in Eukaryota, Fungi, Ascomycota, Saccharomycetes, Ascoideales, Saccharomycopsidaceae. Bases 1 to 1692 code for a protein of 563 amino acids.